AUGAGGGAGGACCAGACUGACUGGAUCUGCAGGGUGACGAUGAGGUGGACCUCGCUGGCUGUCCUAGGUGGCCUUGCCGCCACCGGCUCGGCAACGACUGACGCCAGCGGUGCUGUCAUCGACCAGGUCAAGCCUUCUGCCGAAAACCCCGAGGGAUGCCAGGCCUCGUACAAUGUCAAGUUCCAGAUUGAAGUUCAGGCGCUGACCAACGAGACGGCAACAUCCGACGAGGCAGUCCAGAAGCGAUCCGUUGCCGGAGAAGGCGCCCUGGUCAUGGAGCUGAAAGACUCGGUCCUGACCGAUGCCCAGAAUAGGACGGGCUACAUUGCGUCCAACUAUCAGUUCCAGUUCGACGGCCCUCCGCAAGCGGGUUCCAUCUACACCGGAGGCUUCUGCGUCUUCAACAACGGGUCCCUGGCCCUGGGCGAUACGACCAUCUUUUACCGCUGCAAGUCGGGCAACUUUUACAACCUCUACGACCGCCACUGGGCGCCGCAGUGCGAUGCCAUCCGCAUCCAGGUUGCGCCCCUGAGCGACACCGGCAGCGAGGACCAGACGGGCGGCCACAGCGUCGUCGGCACCAGCAUGGUGGCCACGACGAUGGUGACGGUGCUUCCCGACGGCCAGCCUCAGGUCAUCCAGACCCAGGUCCCCGUGCCCAUUUGCCAGAUUGGUGAUGGUCAGAUCCAGGCUCACACCACCCCCUGCGCCCAGGCGCCUCCAAUCACGUCCGUCGCUGCUGCCGUCAACCCAGUCUCACAGAUCGCCGAUGGGCAGCCCCAGGCCCCGUCGGUCGUUCCCACGGCCCCUCCUGUGUCCCAGGACGACGACGGCGCUCCUCUGGCACCGCCUCCCGAGACUGCUGCCCCCCAGUCUACCGCCUCUGAAACUGCCUCGCCCGAGGUAGAGUCUGCUCCUCCAGCCGACAGAAACCCAACUCCCACCCCCGAGGCCACCUCCGCAGUCUCGCCUGAUGUCGAGUCGGUCCCCCCAUCAGAGGUGGCCACGUCGUCUGUCACUGGGCUCGAGACGUCGACCAGGGCGGCGGCUGCUCGGCCGUCUUCGACCCAAGUUCCUGAGCAGCCCCAGGCCCCAAGCAACGUGCCCAGCAAUUCUCCAGUUCAGGCCGGUGCCAAGAUGGCUAUACCCGGCCCUGCAGCCUCGUUGAUCACGGCCGCCAUUGGCAUUGUCGUUUUCUUGUACUAA
Molecule: messenger RNA, 1206 nt
Organism: Hirsutella rhossiliensis
Lineage: Eukaryota; Fungi; Ascomycota; Sordariomycetes; Hypocreales; Ophiocordycipitaceae
Product: PIR protein
Exons: 2
Coding region: 1-1206 (401 amino acids)
Biological process (GO): fungal-type cell wall organization
Cellular component (GO): fungal-type cell wall
Molecular function (GO): structural constituent of cell wall
Source: RefSeq, a predicted model, not a curated record